Fibroporia radiculosa is the source of this 2574-nucleotide messenger RNA. RefSeq lists its product as uncharacterized. The transcript is spliced from 9 exons. Gene Ontology annotation, molecular function: FAD binding; oxidoreductase activity. Bases 1 to 2574 code for a protein of 857 amino acids. Lineage: Eukaryota; Fungi; Basidiomycota; Agaricomycetes; Polyporales; Fibroporiaceae. The record is from RefSeq and is a predicted model, not a curated record.
AUGAAAACGUCGUCUCGUGAUGCGUUGCCCACACUGGAGAUUUCCAGGUCGGAACUUCCUCAAACCUUGUUUGAAGAACUGCGCUCAGCAGUCAGGGGCUCGGUGUUUCGUCCUAGCGACUCUGAGUUCGCUGAACGCUCUAGGACAUUCAACGGAAAGCUCGUCUGUCUUUCCAAGGCUCUCGUCUCGCCCCUCGACGCACAGGACGUCAGUGCAGCCGUCCGCUUUUGUUCCAAGCACAGUCUAUCACCAUCAGUCAAGGCCGGGGGGUAUGCCACUGCCGGGUGGUCGAUUGCUGGCGAUGUCAUUAUAGAUCUGGGCAUGCUGCGAGAAUGCGAAAUCGAGCCUCCACUGCCAGAGGAGGAAGCACCCGAUGGCAAAGACUGGGUGAGGAUGCGGGACAUGCUCGCGCUCGGAAGCAAGGGCAAGGGCAGAGCAGAGAGGAGUGGCGCUGCAGGGUCGGUCAGAGUGCAAGCGUCCUCGGCCCUACCUGCUAGCAUGUCGAUGUCCGAGCAGCAGCCGUAUAUCCCCUCUGGGACCAAGCGACGUCGCGACAGCAGUGAAGAGCCCGUAGAGGAUGCGCUGCCUGAGCUAAAGGCUUCGCAGGAGAAACGCAACUUGCUGCGGUCCUACGAUGGCGCAUCCGAGAGCGUUGCCAGUUUUCUUCGUGGACCAGCUCUUCCGCCCGAGAAGGGCGAGGAACCGCGGAAGCCUCCUGCGAACCGACGCAGGUACCACUCCCCAGACCCCUCUGUAUCCGAGUCUUCUGCCAUGUUUGAACAGCCUCACCCGGCAGAAGAGAGGAAUCUACAGCCGCCCAGGAUGGAGGCCAGGACGGAUUCUAGCGAAAGUUCGACGUUGGGUUCGGGCUCGGGAUCCGGUUCCGGCAUUCAGUCGUCCAUUUCCCAGCAGAGCACCACCGCGACGACGCCCGAGGCCAUCCCGGAGGUCGCAGAGACAGCGGACCCGGCAGCAGCGUCGAAGCCUGCGCCACAGCCGCGGGAGGAGGACCCGUUCGCGUACUUGUCGUCCGAUCGUGCGCCCGAGCCGCGUGCGCCUAUGUUCAGUGGGGCGAACCCGUUCAGAUCGUCGACGUCGCUUGGGCCGAUUCCUCCUGCGGCGCUGGCGGCCAUGGACGGUGCGGGGGCGAUGUUUGCGGCCAUGGGGCGCGGGAUGGGGAUGAGCAGCUGGACGGCGCCGCCAUCCGCGUCGAUCGGAGCGCAGGGCGUGUGGGGAGCCGGUGUAGGGCCGACCAGCAGCAUGUAUACGGGUCAUUUCAUGGAUCCAAUGUCCGUGCCAGGGCUGCCCUUCCCUGCUGGGCUGAGCAUGGGCGCGGGUAUGGGGCCGUUCGCAGCGUCGCUGGGACAUCUUCCGGUGCCGUCGCAGAUGGCUCCCGCACAGCCGGUACACAAGCACGCGUAUGUGACGCUGGGGGCGGGGAUGCGGCAGAAGGAGGUGGACAUGUAUACUGCGGAGCACCCGUUGGAGGGGUUCAGUGGAGUGACAGGAGGGAGGGAGCCCGGGCUGGUGCCUUAUCACAUCCCCUCGUCUGCGCACCCCGUGGGCUCGUCCAUUCUCCUUCUGGCGGGGUUCGGCUUCAUCAGCCGCAUGCGCGGGCUGAGCAUUGACAAUCUCGUCGAGGUCGAGAUGGUGUUGGCAGACGGUCGGAUCGUGAUUGUGAACGAGGGCGAAGAUCCUGAUCUCUGGUGGGCUGUCCGCGGCGCAGGCCCUGCGUUCGGCAUAGCGACGCGAUACAAAGUGCGCGCAUUCCCAAUCCCGGUCGUAUUUGCCGGCAAUCUUAUCUACCGCUUCCACCGUGCGACCGCACCUUCCCUCAUCAAGCACUUCCGGGACUGCGUCAAAAGUGCCCCACGUGAGCUCUAUGCCAACGUGCUGCUCACCGCAGGCCCUGCGGACAAGGACUCGCUCGUUGUCAUCCAGAUGUGCUAUAUCGGCCCCAAGGAAAAGGGUGUGGAGUAUCUGAAUGCAAUCUCGAGCUGGGACGGCGAGCGGUGUCUGUUGAAUGAAGUCAGCGAAAAGAGCUAUCUCACACAGCAGGAUAGCGUCGCCCAGAUCCUCCGCGGCAAGGCCGGACGACAGUGGUUCAUCCGCUCGUCGCUGAUUCACUCGCUCCCGGAUGAGGUGGUGAACAAGACCGUGAUCCAGUUCGCGAGCACGCCCAUAGGCUGCACGUGGAUCUUCGAGCUGUCAGGGGGCGCCAUCGCCGAUUUUGAAGAUACCUGCCUACCAAAGGAGCAGCGCGAAGCGAUCUGGACCGUUGCUGCCCUGCACCAAUGGGAGAUGGGCAUCGAUGAUCCGCGCUGCAUCACGUCCGCCGAAGAGUGGAUCGACGGCACGAUUCGCACAGUGGCACUUGGCGGACCGUACCCCUCCUUCUUGGGCCGCCACGAGCCGCCCUGGCGCACAAAGGCGUCUUACGGGAAGAACUGGGACCGUUUGGCGGAGCUGAAACGCAAGUUCGACCCGGACUGUCUGUUCAAAAAUAAUCUCUGGCCGGUGAGCAAAACCGGAGAGCCAAUCGAAUUUAUGGAGAACGAGCCGCCCUCGCCGUGA